AUUAUAUUGUUAACUUGGGAAUAAAAUAUAAUCUAAUCUCAAAAUAUACAAGUUUUAUUGUAAUUGAUGAACAAUCAAAAAAAUCAAUUUCUCAGAAACCACCAGAAAUUAGACAUGUUCCAAAUAAACAAUCAUUUCAAAUGUAUAGAUGGCAUUAUGGUGUUGGAAAUAGUACUAAUAUCAUUGAUAAUAAUCUCACGGCAUCACCCAGUAUAGGUGCUACAAAAAAAUCUUCAAAAAGGAAAUCAGGAAAUGAUGAGCAGCAAAAAGUAAAAUUGUGUACUAUUAUUGCAUUGAUUUAUUUGGAAGUGGUGAUGAUGAAGGAUUUUAAAGAUGAAUGUGAUAUUUGUUAUGAAAAAUCUAAAAAAGCAUUAACAACUAAAUUUAAAGAUUAUAAUGAAGAGAAUGUCAAGAAUGUCAUGGAUAGUGUUAGGAAAUGGAUGAAUGAUUGGAUCAAAGAAUAA
This is a messenger RNA of Entrophospora candida, 464 nucleotides long. The record is from the annotation of a GenBank genome assembly. NCBI's taxonomy places the organism in Eukaryota, Fungi, Glomeromycota, Glomeromycetes, Entrophosporales, Entrophosporaceae.